This is a messenger RNA of Aspergillus campestris IBT 28561, 1433 nucleotides long. RefSeq lists its product as uncharacterized. Gene Ontology annotation, biological process: mitochondrion organization. The record is from RefSeq and is a predicted model, not a curated record. The transcript has 3 exons. Bases 98 to 1402 code for a protein of 434 amino acids. Gene Ontology annotation, cellular component: SAM complex. Lineage: Eukaryota; Fungi; Ascomycota; Eurotiomycetes; Eurotiales; Aspergillaceae.
CGACACUUCCCGCGCACCCCUCCACGUGAUCCUCCACCACAACACCACCAUAUCGCAUCGUCACUCCCUCCGCCUACCCCCCAAAGUCUAAAGCAUCAUGGUCCUCGAACUACACGUCUGGGGCCCGGCCUUUUCCCUGCCGUCAAUUGAUCCGAAAUGUCUCGCUGCCAUCGCUUACUUUUCCCAAGCCGUCCCUAAGGACGCCUGGGUGCUGGUCGCCAGCAGUGACCCUUCCGUCUCCCCGACUAAUGAAUUACCCGCGCUGAAGAACGGCCCGACUUGGGUCAGCCAAUUCCGCAAUAUUGUGGACUACCUCCGGCAGUACUCGGACGGCGCAUGGGACCUGGACUCAAACCUGAACGCGCUGGAGACAGCGGAUAAUACGGCAUUCUCCUCGUUUCUUGAAUCCCGCGCACAACCCCUCAUCGACCUCUCCCUCUACGUAUCCAGUCAGAACUACUGGCAGUGCACCUCCCCCGCAUACGGCGAUCUUCUCCAGUGGCCCAACCAGUGGCUGCUCCCCCCACGCAUCCACUCCGCCGCAAAGGCCCGCACCGCCCACCUGGGCCUCUCCGCUCUGGACCUGGACGCCAUGGAGGAUCAGCGCAAACGUGACCACUCGGCCGCCGUCGCGGCGGGGAAGAUCCCCGCAAACUUCAUCCAGCGUCCGCGUGAUACCGUCUCGAAGCUGCUGGGCCGCACGUCGCAUCAGAGCCAGUUCCGGCUCGAGGCGCUAACAGGCGAGCUGUUUGAGCCCCUGGAGGCCAUGCUGGGCGGGAAGGACUACCUCGUGACGGCUGACCGUCCCACCAGCUUGGAUUGUUUGGCCACGGGAUACUUGGCGCUGGCGCUGGUGCCGGAGCUAACAUUCCCCUGGCUGCGCGACGCCAUGAAGAGCAAGGCCCAUAGCCUGACAGCGUACACCCAGCGCAUGCGCCACAAGUGCUACGGUACGGCGGCGGUCAAGGUCGCCGACGCGUACCCGUCUCUGUCGCCGUCACCGUCGCCGUCGCACCUACCGUGGCAGACUCCGGAGCGUGCCCGUUUAGCAACCGUGGGCUACACCCUUAUCAACUCUCUCGCGGACAACACCCCCAUCCUGAGCUCCAUCCGCGCGCAGAACCGGCUACGCCAGGCCGUCGAGUCAUCCAAGGCCGACCUGUCUGACGUGGAGCGCGAAGCUCUAGCCAAGCAUGCUACGGGAAUGAAGAAAGACGUGCUGGUGUCAGUGGCGGCUGCCGUUGGCGGCGUGGUAGCGCUGCUCGGAUACAUGGUACAGACGGGGUUCUUCUCACAUGAGGGCGAGGAGGAGUACGAAGAAGAAGAAGAAGAAUACGAGGAGGAACCGCUCGAGAUUGAGGUGGGAGAGGCGCCGGACGCGUUUGGGGUGAUGGGAUUGUAAAGGAGGAAGGAUUUGGAUGUAUAACAUGUAC